CCGAGAAUAUUAACCUGUUAUUUUAUUUUUCUACGUCUGGAGAAAAUGGGAGAUCUGUUGAAGAGCUCCAUUUUCUUUUCGGAUCAACACCUUUGUCACGCAGAUAUCCUUCCGCCUUGCGAGGUUCGAGCUCGGAUUGAAGUUGCAAUCCUUAAUUUUCUGAAACAUCUUUAUUCUACGGAUCCAGCAAUAUCAGAUCUGCCUCUGAUUAGCAGAAAAGUGAGCAAUAGCAGAGUCAGUCGAGGAUUACUAACUGAAAGCUCGAGGAUUUUUCUUUCACAUUCGUUUUGUACAAAGUCUUUGAUGAAUGAGAACACUGCCAGUUCAUUUAUCAGAGUUUGGAAGGUGAUGGAAAUGUGUUAUCAGAUUCUGGUUCAAGAAAAGAAAGUAACUCAGAGGGAAUUAUUUUACAAAUUGCUAUGUGAUUCGCCAAAAUAUUUUACUUCUCAAUCGCAGGUCAAUCGGAGUAUCCAAGACUUGGUAGCAUUGAUUAGGUGCAGUAGAUAUAGCCUUGGCAUCGUGGCAUCGAGCAGAGGAGCAGUUGCUGGCCGCCUCUUGCUGCAGGAACCGCAGCAAGAGGUUUUUGACUGUUCCACUUGUGGAUCUUCUGGCUAUUCUAUCUCUGGGGACCUAAGUUUGCUAGAAAAUUUGGUCAUGAAGAGUGAUGCUAGAUAUAUCAUUGUGGUGGAGAAGCAUGCUAUAUUCCAAAGGCUAGCUGAGGAUCGUGCAUUCAAUCAAAUUCCCUGUAUUCUCAUCACAGCCAAAGGAUAUCCAGAUAUUGGCACCAGGAACCCUGCUGGAUUGGCAAUAUUAUGCACCUUCAAGUUUGGAAGUAUAGCAAUGGGCCUGGAAGCAUACCGAUAUGCUUGCAAUGUCAAGUGGCUGGGAUUGCGCAAGGAUGACAUUGAGGAACUCAUACCUGAGGACUCUUUGAUUCCACUGAAGCCAAGAGAUCAUCAAAUUGGAAAAAGCUUGGCUUCCUCAGAGAUCUUACAGGAUAACUACAAGGAAGAGCUGGCUGCCAUGAUUCAAACUGGUUAUAGAGCAGAAAUUGAAGCUCUUUACUUCCAUGGAUUCGAUUUCUUGGCUAUGUACAUAGGAAAGAAAAUUGUACAAGCCAAUUACAUUUAACUUUGUGGCUAGCUAGUUUCUCGUUGAAACGUUUCUUUUGGAAAAUGCCCGUACUCGUUGCUCUCUUUCACCCCAGUAUUAAGGUACGGAAAAUUAUUUUCUUCAUGAUAUAACAUGAACAUUGAAGUAGAUGCUGCAUAUAAAAUGCCAAGCAUCAUCUCUUUCUUAUGCUACGGGGGUCUUGGACAUAUAUAUAC
Sesamum indicum (sesame) is the source of this 1328-nucleotide messenger RNA. Lineage: Eukaryota; Viridiplantae; Streptophyta; Magnoliopsida; Lamiales; Pedaliaceae. The record is from RefSeq and is a predicted model, not a curated record.